AGAAUUAUAAGAAAUGAUAGGUCCGGCUGUGAAAAUUUCUCUUUCGUCCUUCUUCCGCUCGUUUAAACCCUAGCUCAUACAUUCUCUCUUUGAGCGAAAGGAAUUGCUAGUUGCUACGGCCUUUGAAGAAGGGGUGCCGCAAGGCGACGACAUAAGAUGCCAAAGCAAAUCCACGAGAUUAAGGAUUUCCUUCUUACAGCAAGAAGGAAAGAUGCACGAUCUGUUAAGAUUAAGCGCAGCAAGGAUGUAGUGAAAUUCAAGGUGCGAUGUUCCAAGUAUCUGUACACCCUCUGUGUCUUUGACUCAGAGAAAGCUGAUAAGUUGAAGCAGUCUCUUCCACCAGGUUUGAGUGUCCAAGAUCUGUGAUGGGCCAUCAUUCACAUUGCCUUGGGUAAUUUUGAAGUCAGGACUCCGUUUCUUCCGUUUCCAACGAUGUUUUCACCUUUUUGUUUUGUGGAGAUUGUAUCCCUUUAGGAAUGUUUGGUGAUCACUGCUCUUAGUCUACGUUGAUAUUUGUCUGUCUUGACGUUUCAUCCAAGUGAGAAAGGAAAUGUUUUUUCA
Molecule: messenger RNA, 561 nt
Organism: Nymphaea colorata (pocket water lily)
Lineage: Eukaryota; Viridiplantae; Streptophyta; Magnoliopsida; Nymphaeales; Nymphaeaceae
Product: 60S ribosomal protein L38
Exons: 3
Coding region: 157-366 (69 amino acids)
Biological process (GO): protein-RNA complex assembly; translation
Cellular component (GO): ribosome; cytosolic large ribosomal subunit
Molecular function (GO): structural constituent of ribosome
Source: RefSeq, a predicted model, not a curated record